AAGAAAAAGAAGAAAAAGAAAAACAUUCUGAAGGUUUGGUUCGUUCUCUAUCGGGAAUCUUUAAUAAAGAUAAGGACAAUAAUAAACGUAAUAAUACAGUUGAAAAGCAGGUCCGUCCUACUUCUCGUACUUCAUCUAAUAGUGAUGCAUCAAAACAUGGACAUGGUUACAUUUUCUUUUCUGAUGAUGAUGAAAAACCUGAAAAUGAUACUACCUCAAAGAAGGGAACAAAAUCUAGACAAAAUAGUAACGCCGAAAAUUUAGAGAAAGACAAAUCAUCUAAAAAAGUAAAACGUAUCAGUGUUAACCUUGGUAAAUUUUUUGAAAAUAAAUCAUCUCCAAAACCACAAGAUAUAUUUGAAAAUAGUUUUCUUGAACCUGGUGAAACUAUGAUUAAAAGUCCAAAAAAGGUUCAUGGUAAUAAAAAUAGUAAUAAUGAUAUUAAUAAAAAUAGUAAUAAUAAUAAUAAUAAUAACAAUAAUGACAAUAACAAUGUUGAAUCCCCUCAAAUCGGUAACGGAACUGAUAAUGUUAAUAAUCAUUUCUCACCUAUUAAAAGUACUGAUGAUAGCCCCGUUGAUGAUGUUCAAUCGACCAUUUCAUCCACUCAACAAAGUUCCUUUGAUGAUCAAGAAAUUUCUUCCAAUAAUAAUGUUAAUAAUAAACAUGAAUCUGAAUAUAAUUCCGGUUCUCCUACUACUCCUAUAACCCCUCGACUUAUUGUCACACCUAUUGAACCCCAAUCUGCACCAUUCGAGUUUAUCACUCAUAAUUCCAAUAAGCUCGAAUUUGAAGAUGAAAAAGAAGAUCAGGUUGAUCAGAAUAAUGCUUUUAAUUCUAUCAUUGGAUCGAAACCUUAUGAAGGAAAGUCUGUACCUCUUACUAUUUCAACUAAAAAUAUCAAGCCGAACUCAAUCACAAAUACCAUUGAACAACAAAGUGAUAGUAACAACACCAAAACGUUGCAGGAACUUGAAGAAAUUAAUAAAUCCUUGAAUAAUGUUAAAGAGCAACUUGAAGCUAAAGUUGCCGAAAAAGAUGUUCAAAUUACUAAAUUUAAUUCAAUGGAACAUAUUAUGCAACAACAAAUUGACCUUUCUAAACGUAUGACAGAAACGAUGCAACGUUUAGAAUCGAAAGUUAAUGUACAAAAAGACGAAGUUGAUGGUACAAGCGUUAGUAAAAUGUUUGAAGAAACUAUUAAACGUUUAGAAACAAAGAUUGAUAGACAAAAUGAUGAAAUAAUUAAUCUAAAAUCUAUUGUGGGACAGUUGAGUGGGGGAAGUCAACAAUUAUUAUUAACAAAUGGAGAUGGUUCUCGAUUGAGAAUAACUCAGGGCGAGAAUCAGAAUCUAAUUAUAGCACAACAGGGGGCAUUGAUUCAAGCCAGUCAAUCACAAUCACCACAGAUUUAUUCGAAGGGCACCCUUGUAAGUACAUUGGUGGUUAAUCCAUUAUAUAACACCAUUACCGUAUCUGCUAGUAUUGCCACGUCGGUCUUGUAUGCAGUUUAUGUAAGACCUGUUGUCGGCCUCGUUAGCGUUUUGAGAGAUGGAAUCUCUACUAAUUACGAGACCACGGAUUGAUCUCCAUCACGUGCUGCUUCCGACAUAAAAAAAAAAACUAUCUCUGAUAGAGUUGCCGGAACAAAUUAAUAUAUAAAAAGAUUAAAAGUUCGAAAGAAAUUAUAAAGCGAAUUAAGUGAAUGUUAGAACUAAAAAAAAAAAAUUCCUGCAAAAAAUACAUAAAAGGAGCUGGAAAAAAAAAAAAAAAAAAA
Messenger RNA from Rhizophagus irregularis DAOM 181602=DAOM 197198, 1777 nucleotides. RefSeq lists its product as uncharacterized. The record is from RefSeq and is a predicted model, not a curated record. Lineage: Eukaryota; Fungi; Glomeromycota; Glomeromycetes; Glomerales; Glomeraceae.